Molecule: messenger RNA, 570 nt
Organism: Zasmidium cellare ATCC 36951
Lineage: Eukaryota; Fungi; Ascomycota; Dothideomycetes; Mycosphaerellales; Mycosphaerellaceae
Exons: 1
Coding region: 1-570 (189 amino acids)
Source: RefSeq, a predicted model, not a curated record
AUGGCGACGUCCUCACGCCUACGCAAAGCCUUCCGCUAUCCCUCUGAGGACUCCGACUCCAUAUCCUCCGAGCUGGACGAAGAGCACCAAGAAAAGCUCAUCAGCGACCUACAAACGCAAGAUGCGGCCUCCAACGAGCUCUACCGAAAAGCCUUCCUCGCAAUACCACUCAUCGCCGCCCUCUACUUCCUCUACAGCCUGCUUCUGGCCUCAGCAACUGCACAGCAGCGUCUUCUCGCCCUGCUGAGUCUCACGAGCCUGCUCUGCACAACAUACAUUCUGCACUUUCAACCUUUGCAGCCACCAGAUCGGAAAGGAAAGAAGGCAGUGUACAAGGUUGAGGCGGAGAAAGGACCCCUGGAGAGAUAUCUCAUACCACUGAACGCAGGUCUGGUGGGCCUGUUGCAGCUCGCAGCUGUCUUGAGCUGGAGAAGGGGAGAGGCAGAAGCUGCGUGGAGACAAUCUUUACCCGCGUUGAUCUAUGGUUUGAGCAUGUUUGUGAGAUGGCAGCUGGCGCCAGUGGAUCUGGAGGAACUGAAAGGCGCCCGAUACGAGCUCAAAGGGGCCUAA